Molecule: messenger RNA, 588 nt
Organism: Ectocarpus siliculosus
Lineage: Eukaryota; Phaeophyceae; Ectocarpales; Ectocarpaceae
Source: the annotation of a GenBank genome assembly
AUGGUCUACCAACGGACGGCAUCGCCGGCGCAGUUUUCGUCGGGGCGGGGUUCGAGAGAGAGGUGUCGGGGUUGCGGCUACGGACUUGGCCAGUUUCAAGUGGAGUACGCAAGCAAUGAUGAUGACGGUUUGGGCCGGGGCUACUGCAGCCUCGACUGCUACACUUCGGCGAAGGGGCUCCUCCUGGACGCGCCGCCGGAGCCGAAGCCGUGGCGUCGCACGGCGAUCAUGUCCCGGCGGCAGCAGCGGGACCUGGGCUGGACCUCGACGGUGCUCCCGGGCAGCAGCACGGGGACCUUUGGCGCCGGCGGCGCGGCCGGGGACGACACAUCCUCGCAGGAGUCGUCGGUGGCGGACUGGCAGACGGUCGACAGCGAAGACGGGGAGACCAGCGUCGGCAGCGGCAGCGGGGUCGGGGGGGUCGGCGCUGCGCGUGGCGGCGGCGGCGGGGCCGCGGCGGUAGCCGUAGCCGGCUUCAACAACAACUACAACCACCUGGUUGGCCGUCGUCCCGACAGCUUCUCGGCUAGGGAGACGGGCGGGGGCGGGGGCGGAGCCGCGGCCGCUGCUUCCGGCGGCCGCUGGGGC